Messenger RNA from Xenopus tropicalis (tropical clawed frog), 1926 nucleotides. It is a transcript of the gene ska1, whose product is annotated as spindle and kinetochore associated complex subunit 1. Gene Ontology annotation, cellular component: spindle. Lineage: Eukaryota; Metazoa; Chordata; Amphibia; Anura; Pipidae. The transcript has 7 exons. Gene Ontology annotation, molecular function: microtubule binding. The record is from RefSeq and is a predicted model, not a curated record. Gene Ontology annotation, biological process: chromosome segregation; cell division. The coding region runs from base 131 to 898 and encodes 255 amino acids.
CGUCACUUUCCUUGACGUAAGCGCAGUCUCUGGCGGCUGGAUUUGAAUCGGCGCUGUGAGGUGUCGCGGCUGCUGAGCGCUGUCCUGGUACCGCCGGGCUCAUUGGCUGUUCGGGGCGCUUUAGGGAAGCAUGAAGGGAGACAUGGACCCCGGGGACCUGGAUGAGUUGUGUUCACACGUCAAUUCCAAGAUUUCCCUUAUUAAAAAGACGCUGCAGCUAAGGAAUAUCGGACAAGACCCGUCUCUGAACAGUGUGCUCAGCAAAAUAGCAUUUGAAAUGCACUCACUGUACAACCUUCUCAAUAACCUGGAGACUGAGGUUCAGCGGCAAGAGACCAUUGCUAACUCCCUCAGGGAGCUGCAGGCCACUGUCGAGAGAGAUUUCACUGAGGCAAGUCAUCUGAAGGAAAAUAUCCCUCCACAUCUUCCCAAGAGGACACAAAGCAGCUCUGCUCCAGAUGAAGCGCCUGAGAUGGUGGUGAAGGUUGCAGCUCCGGAACCAGCCAAGAAACCCAGCAAGGAAAAGCCCAUUAAAGAAAUGGAGCUGAUUACGGUGCAUGAAUUUGGGACGGUGCCAGCGUACAUGAAAAACCGCCUAACAUACGAGCAAAUAAACAACAUCAUAGAAGAACUGAAUAAGGCUGUAGUAGGGAAGUAUAAAAUCUUGCACCAACCCCUAAAAUCCCUGAGCAAUCAGGCCAGAAAGCAGCUCAGCAGAUAUAAAGAAGAGGAGACCAAGGACACGAAAGGGCAGUUCUUUAUUGUGGAUCAAGAUAUCAAGGAUUUUACUCAAGUAAAGGUGGACAAGCGGUUUCACGGGAUGCUAAGCAUUCUUCGGCACUGCCAUCGUCUCAGAGAGAUCCGUGGAAAAGGAUUAGUGCGCUAUAUCAUUUGCUAAACCGGAAACUCCUUGGUGACUUAUAAUAUCCCUAUAUUUUACAAGAGGGAGUACUUUUUUCACUAUAUAAUAAGCCUGCAGCAAUGGGCUAAGUCUAUGCACCCAUACUUCUAGCUGUUCCACUAUUCUUUGAAGAAUAUAUGUUUAUGUGUAUAUAUCUAUAUAUAGGUAUGGGGUCCGUUAUCCGGAAACCCAUUAUCCGGAAAGCUUUUACAGUUAUUUCCUUUUUCUCUAAUAAUAGAACAGUGCCUUGUGCUUGAUCCCAACUAAGAUAUAAUUACCCCUUAUUGGGGGCAGAACAGUCCUAUUGGGUUUAUUUCAUGGUUAAAUGAUUCCCUUUUCUCUGUAAUAAUAAAACAGUACCUGUACUUGAUCCCAACUAAGAUAUAAUUACCCCUUAUUGGGGGCAGAACAGCCCUAUUGGGUUUAUUUCAUGGUUAAAUGAUUCCCUUUUCUCUGUAAUAAUAAAACAGUACCUGUACUUGAUCCCAACUAAGAAAUAAUUACCCCUUAUUGGGGCAGAACAGCCCUAUUGGGUUUAUUUCAUGGUUAAAUGAUUCCCUUUUCUCUGUAAUAAUAAAACAGUACCUGUACUUUAUCCCAACUAAGAUAUAAUUACCCCUUAUUGGGGCAGAACAGCCCUAUUGGGUUUAUUUAAUGGUUAAAUGAUUCCCUUUUCUCUGUAAUAAUAAAACAGUACCUGUACUUUAUCCCAACUAAGAUAUAAUUACCCCUUAUUAGAGACAAAACAAUCCUUUUUGAUUUAAUUAAUGUUUGAAUGAUUUUUUAGUAGACUUAAGGUAUGGAGAUCCAAAUUGUGGAACCCCAUGUCCUGAGCAUUCUGGAUAACAGGUCCCACACCUGUGUGUGUGUGUGUAUAUCAAUAGAAUAAGUAUACAGUAAAGUUCUGUUUCCUAUAAAUUUUGGAUAUUAAUACAAUGUUCCUAUAUGCAUGGCCGUAUUAGUCCUUUGGUUAUUUAAUUCCUGCUUUAGAUGCAAUUAUUACAUUUUAAUUCUCUGAAAGAUUA